Aspergillus chevalieri is the source of this 1575-nucleotide messenger RNA. RefSeq names its product putative 60S ribosome biogenesis protein Rrp14. The record is from RefSeq and is a predicted model, not a curated record. Gene Ontology annotation, molecular function: DNA binding; RNA binding. The transcript has 3 exons. Bases 1 to 1575 code for a protein of 524 amino acids. Gene Ontology annotation, cellular component: nucleolus. Gene Ontology annotation, biological process: ribosomal large subunit biogenesis; ribosomal small subunit biogenesis. NCBI's taxonomy places the organism in Eukaryota, Fungi, Ascomycota, Eurotiomycetes, Eurotiales, Aspergillaceae.
AUGGACGACAUCGAGGAUCGGUUACGGAGUCAUGCGCAGGCCUUCGAUGGGCUGUUAUCGUUAAUACCGGCGAAGUUUUAUUACGGUGAAGAUGGCAGUGACCAAUGGAAGCGAAAGAAACAGACCAAGGAAGAAGCCCGCGAAGCCAAACGGGCCAAAUUGGAUCCCGACACUGCCAGAACGGCCAAGGACGUCAUGGACGAGAGCGCCCGGAAGCGUAAGCGCGACGAAGACGAAGCUGGGUCUGGGUCCGGGGAUGAUGAGGAAUCUUCGCCGUCCGACGCUGAGAAUGCUGAGAAGCCCAAGGAGGGCUUGAAACGAGCGGAGAGUGCCAAGAAACAGAAACCGGAUGAGCAGUCGGAAAAGCCAGGCAAGUCGGCGGAGGAGAUAGAGGCGCGCAAGAAACAAAAGGAGGAGAAGAAGGCGCAGAAGAAGGCUGCUCAGAAGGAAAAGAAGAAGGCCAAGGAUGCUGCUAAAAAGGACAAGCAACCGGAAGAGCAGGGCAAGGCCCCGCAACAGAAUGGAACCAAAUCCGAGGGCACUAAGAAGGAGCAAAAACAGGAGCCUAAAAAACAGGAAAAUGACGAUGACGAUGGCAGUGAUGACGAAGAACACGAGGCUGAAGGCCUCUCCCUCGACUUCAACGAACAGCCAGAACAGCCAUCGACCGCCUCCUCGACAUCCGGCUCUCCCACAUCAAAUCCUCAAUCGGGCAGUUCAUCCAUAUCCUCCAUCGCUCCCCCAACCACCAAUGAAUCCGCCAAAGAGUCCUCCGAACCAAAGCCUGCAAAGCCAACACCAGAGGAGUUGAAGCAACGGUUACAGAAGCGUCUGGAUGAGCUCCGCGCAAAACGUCACGCAGACGGCCUGAACGGCAGACCCGCACGAAACCGUCAAGAACUUAUCGAAGCCCGCCGCCAAAAGGCAGAGCAACGUAAAGCCCACAAGAAAAUGCUCCGCCAAAAGGCCAAGGAAGAAGAAGAGCAAAAGAACGACGAAGCCCUUGCCCGCCGUUUCUCCCCAGGAGGCUCCGGCUCCCUCCUUGCUUCCCCUCGCUCCCCCGCUGAAUCAGUUGACAGUGCCAACUAUGCUUUUGGUCGCGUUGUCUUCGCAGACGGCCAGCAGGCCGACCCCACUCUGUCCAACAUCCGCGACAAGCCCAAGAAACACGGUGCCCAAGACCCUGCAACUGCCCUCCGCGCAGCAGAGACCAAGAAGGCCCGCCUUGCAGGAUUGGAUGAAACUAAGCGUGCCGACAUUGAGGAGAAGGACAUGUGGCUGAACGCCAAGAAGCGGGCACACGGCGAGCGCGUGCGCGACGAUACCUCUCUCCUCAAGAAGGCACUGAAGCGCAAGGAAUCCGCGAAGCGCAAGUCUGAGCGGGAGUGGAAGGAGCGUCUUGACACUGUCAAGAAGAGCCAAGACAUCAAGCAGCAAAAGCGCAAUGAGAACCUGCGCAGACGUCGUGAUGAGAAGGGUGGUAAUAAGGGAAACAAGCCCGCUGGGGGCGCUAAGAAGAAGGCCAGACCUGGGUUUGAGGGUAGCUUCAAAACCAAGGUUGGUGGGAAGAAAUAA